This is a messenger RNA of Brassica napus (rape), 615 nucleotides long. RefSeq names its product PRA1 family protein H-like. The transcript has 2 exons. The record is from RefSeq and is a predicted model, not a curated record. Lineage: Eukaryota; Viridiplantae; Streptophyta; Magnoliopsida; Brassicales; Brassicaceae. Gene Ontology annotation, biological process: vesicle-mediated transport. Bases 1 to 549 code for a protein of 182 amino acids. Gene Ontology annotation, cellular component: Golgi apparatus; endoplasmic reticulum.
AUGGUAAUGGAAGCGACAAGAAGAAUGAGUUUCUCUGCUAAUCCUCUCUCGCUAACCACUGAAGCUAAACGUCCUACGGCUCUGUCGGCUCAGCUCGUCGCUGUCUUCUCUCUUCUAACAAUCAACCCUUUCUCGGACCUCGCAGCCGAUGAUUUCUCCGGAGAUACGCGGACAUGGACAACCAGUUUCUUCUGCGACUCUGACUCUUAUUCGUUCCCGUCGACUUCUCAUGAAGCUAGAAACAGAGUCCAUGAGAAUGUCAAGAGAUUCGCUAGGAACUACGCAACACUCUUCAUCCUCUUCUUCACUUACGAACUGUUUGAGAUGCCACUAGCGUUGCUAGGAUUUGUAACAAGCUAUGCCUUUUGGGAGCUGUUCAAAUUCUGCGUCGACAGAUGGGAAUCCAAUCGGCAUCCCUUGAUCAGAAAAAUCUUAAUCCGUGUAGCACUAUGUGGUAAGUAUCCAGUAGAUGUUUCUUUCUUGGUUCUUUGGUUUUGCAUAGUUAACCUUGUUGAUAUGGACCCUAAGAUGAUAUUUUUACUUAGUUGAGAUAUUCUCUUAAUUUGAUGUAAUUCUGGAUCGUUUAACAAAGUUCCUCGCUUUCGUUUUGCGGCA